ACCCCGUAAUACAUCUGUUUAAACGUCAGGGUGUUACUCUUGCACUGUGGAAGUGAAUCUUAGUUGAAUAUCUAUUUCAGGUGAAUCUUCACAACAUUCUUUUUAUUAAAGUUUGUGCAGGUAAAAUUACCUGGGGUGGCUUAUAUGCUAUGAGGGCUAAGCUUGGAGGUGAAGAGACUUGGAGCCAGGUGAUCAGACCUUCGUCCUCAAGAGUGGAGACAGAUGUUUAACCAAUGAUCUUGGUUGGCAUGGAAAGAAUUAUGGAAGGUUGAUUGGUCUUGACCUUGUAGAGGCUGGUCUGUUUGUAUCUUAGUAAACUAAACUCCCUUGUGUGACUUUCAGGGUGGACCCUUGUUCUGUUGUAACUGUAGGGUGAAGAGACUGGUCCUUGAAUUUAAAGGUAAACCGGUGUUGAACCCAUAGAGAUCAUGAUGAAUGCCUGUAGCAGUGGCAGCUUUUUCCGGUAUUGAUAAUUUUCCUGUCUUUCACUAUCCAACCUUCUCCCCCACCUCCUUCCUACUCUCUUUAUUUCAUUUUAGGACUUUGGCUCUUAUGGGGGACUUGAAUCAAAUGUUACUUAAAACCUGGAAUGAGCUGAAUUGGAACCAUAUUUGCUCAACUAUGAGUCAAAUCUAAGUGCUUAAAAAUGUCCUUGGCAAACUACUUUGAUGUGAAACAGUAGAUUUUCUAAAUGAUUUAGAGCCAGAACAUUGAUUCCCUGAAUCUUAUAAAUAUGGAUUCAGAAAGUUCAUGUGUAUUGAACAUCUAGCACCUGUUAAAGCAUUGGACUGAAGAUGAGAAGAACUGAUUCCUCUCAAGAACCCUUCAUUGCUGGGGAUGGGGAGCACACCGGAAGACAUGGUGGUGUAGGGUGGUAGGUGUGGCAAGGACAGACUUUAAAUUAUAAAUGUGAGGUGCUUAGGAAGAGGCACCACUGAACUUUUUUUUUUUUUUAAGGUUUUAUUCAUUCAUGAGAGAGGGACACACACACACACACACAGGCAGAGACACAGGUAGAAGGAGAAGCAGGCUCCAUGCAGGGAGCCCGAUGUGGGAUUCAUCUCGGGACUCCAAGAUCACGUCCUGGGCUGAAGGUGGGCACCAAACCGCUGAGCCACCCAGGGAUCCCUUGAACUUUUUGAAAGUAGUUGUCGUAUCAGUGGGGUGUUGAGCUAUACCCUGAAAUUAAUAGGGUAAGGUGAUGUUUUUCGUGUUAAAUGUGUGCUGAGGAACAGAAGCAUUGAUGUAUUUGAAACACACCAGGGUGAUCAGUACACCUAGUGCAAGAGUGACAUGAGCUAAAUCUAGUAAUAGAUUUAGUAGUGUGAAGAUUAGAAAGAAGCUACAAGUUUGGGCACCCUUCAAGUCCAUGAAAAAAUUAGUAUUUCAGCAGAGUUGUAGAAAAGGCAGGCGACGGUGGGUGAAGAGUGAGCAGGAAGUGAAGACAUCUUGGACGGUUCCAAGUGAUCUGUCAGGAAGAGGAAGCAGAGAAGGAGCCUGGAGGUGUGUGAGUGCAUGUUAUCCAGCUUCUCAAAGCUGGGAAAGCUAAGGAAGUAUCCUACAAUGCGCUAGCCUCACACAUAAUCUCAGAAGACGGGGAUAACCCUGAGGUUGGAGAAGCUCGUGAAGUCUUUGAUUUACCUGUAGUUAAGCCAUCUUGGGUGAUCUUGUCCGUUCAGUGUGGAGCUCUGCUGCCAGUAAAUGGUUUUUCUCCAGAGUCAUGUCAGAUUUUUUUUGGAAUCACUGCGUGUCUCUCCCAGGGUGUUGAUACAAGCUGGAGCUCUUUGUUGGAGUCUUCCAGAGCUCUCCCAGGGAGAGGUAGGGAAGGGAGCUUGUGCCAGCAGAAGCUGAGAAGCACAGACACCAUCUGCCUUCUCCUGACCCGGUAUUGAUGCAGGCUGGGGCCCUGUUGUAAUGUGCUGGGUGUCGUCCACAGACAGGAGCGCCUUGUGGGCUUUGCUCACUUUCUACGGGGGCGACUGCCAGCUGCACCUCAACAAGAAAUGCACACAUCUGGUUGUUCCAGAACCAAAAGGGGAGAAAUACGAAUGCGCGUUAAAGAGAGCAAGUAUCAAAAUUGUUACCCCUGACUGGGUCCUGGAUUGCAUAUCUGAGAAAACCAAAAAGGAUGAAGCAUUUUAUCAUCCUCGACUGAUUAUUUAUGAAGAGGAAGAGGAGGAAGAAGAAGAGGAGGAGGAGGAGGUAGAGAAUGAGGAACAGGAUUCCCAAAAUGAGGGUAGUACAGAUGGAAAAUCCAGCCCUGCCAGUUCUCAAGAAGGCUCUCCUUCAGGGGACCAGCAGUUUUCACCCAAAUCAAACACUGAAAAAUCUAAAGGGGAGUUGAUGUUUGAUGAUUCUUCAGAUUCAUCACCUGAGAAACAAGAGAGGAACUUAAACUGGACCCCUGCCGAAGUCCCACAGUUGGCCUCAGCAAAAUGCAGACUGCCCCCGGGAAAGGAGCCUGGGUUAAUUAACUUAUGUGCCAACGUGCCGCCAGUCCCAGGCAACAUCUUACCUCCCGAGGUCCGGGGUAACCUCAUGGCUUCGGGACAAAACCUCCAAAGUUCCGAAAGAUCAGAAAUGAUCGCUGCUUGGAGUCCUGCUGUGCGGACGUUGAGAAACAUUACUAAUAAUGCUGAUAUUCAGCAGAUUAGCCGACCGUCAAAUGUAGCACAUAUCUUACAGUCCCUUUCUGCACCUACAAAAAACCUAGAGCAGCAGGUGAAUCACAGCCAGCAGGGCCACGCGAAUGCCAACGCAGUGCUGUUCAGCCAGGUGAAGGUGGCUCCGGAGCCACACCUGCCACAGCAGCCACCACAGCCACCACCGCCCCCACCGCCACCGCAUCCAGUGCUGCACCUUCCCACCCAGCAGCUCCUGCAGCUCCAGCCGCAGCCGCAGAUCUCCCAGCAGCCUUACCCUCAGCAGCAGCCACACCCCUUCCCCCCACAGCCGCUGCCCUUCCCCCAGCAGCCCCUGCACCGGCCCCAGCAGCCCCUGCAGCCCCUGCAGCCACAGCAGCAGCACGCCCUACAGCAGCAGCUGCACCAGCUCCAGCAGCACCAGCUCCAGCAGCAGCAGCUGGCACAGCUCCAGCAGCACAGCCUACUGCAGCAACAACAGCUCCAGCGUCUGCAGCAGCAGCAGCAGCAGCACGUGCAGAGCCAGACACCCCAGGCCCUGCCACACCAGGCACAGCCCCCACAGCCCCAGCACCAGCCUCUGCAGCAGCCCCUUCAGCAGCCUCCGCAGCAGCACCAGCCCCAGCCACCCCUGCAGGCCCCACAGCAACCACAGCACCAGCUCUUCGGACACGACCCAGCAGUAGAAAUUCCAGAAGAAGGCUUCUUACUGGGAUGUGUGUUUGCGAUUGCGGAUUAUCCAGAGCAGAUGUCUGAUAAGCAGCUGCUGGCCACCUGGAAAAGGAUAAUCCAGAUGCAUGGCGGUGCUGUGGACCCUACAUUCUCAAGCCGGUGUACACACCUUCUGUGUGAGAGUCAGGUCAGCAGUAUGUAUGCACAGGCGAUCAGGGAGAGGAAGAGAUGUGUCACUGCGCACUGGCUGAACACGGUCUUGAAGAAGAAGAAACUGGUGCCGCCUCACCGUGCCCUGCAUUUCCCGGUGGCAUUCCCCCCCGGAGGAAAGCCAUGCUCCCAGCACAUUAUUUCUGUGACUGGAUUUGUCGACAGUGACAGAGACGACCUGAAGCUAAUGGCUUGCCUGGCGGGCGCCAAGUACACAGGCUACCUGUGCCGCAGCAACACGGUGCUCAUCUGCAAAGAACCAAUUGGUUUAAAGUAUGAAAAAGCCAAGGAGUGGAGGAUACCCUGUGUGAAUGCCCAGUGGCUUGGCGACAUCCUCCUGGGGAACUUCGAGGCGCUGAGGCAGGUGCACUACGGCCGCUACACGGCGUUCAAUCUGCAGGAGCCAUUUGCCCCGACGCAGCAUCUGGUUUUAAAUCUUCUGGAUGCUUGGAGAGUCCCACUGAAGGUGUCGGCAGAGUUGCUGAUGAGUAUGAGACUACCUCCCAAACUGAAACAGAAUGAAGUGACCAACAUCCAGCCUUCUUCCAAAAGAGCCAGAAUCGAAGAUCUGCCACCUCCCACUAAAAAGUUAACACCAGAAUUGACUCCUUUUGUGCUUUUCACGGGGUUUGAGCCUGUCCAAGUCCAACAAUAUAUUAAGAAGCUCUACAUUCUCGGGGGCGAGGUUGCCGAGUCCGCGCAGAAAUGCACACACCUCAUCGCCAGCAAAGUGACGCGCACGGUGAAGUUCCUGACGGCUAUCUCUGUGGUGAAGCACAUCGUGACCCCAGAGUGGCUGGAGGAGUGUUUCAAGUGUCAGAAGUUUAUUGAUGAGCAGAACUACCUCCUCCGAGACGCUGAAGCCGAAGUGCUGUUCUCUUUCAGUCUGGAAGAGUCCCUGAAAAGGGCGCACACCUCCCCCCUCUUCAAGGCGAAAUAUUUUUACAUCACACCUGGAAUCUGCCCAAGUCUUUCGACCAUGAAGGCGAUCGUGGAAUGUGCAGGAGGACGAGUGUUGUCUAAACAACCAUCUUUCCGGAAACUCGUGGAGCACAAGCAAAAUAAGAGUUUGUCAGAAAUAAUUUUAAUAUCCUGUGAAAAUGACCUUCAUUUAUGUCGAGAAUAUUUUGCCAGAGGAAUAGAUGUUCACAAUGCAGAGUUCAUUCUCACUGGAGUGCUCACACAAACACUGGACUAUGAAUCAUAUAAAUUUAACUGAUGGCAUCGACACUGCGCUGUGACUGGAGCCCUGGGACGAGUUCUGGCUGCGUCCGUCGUCCCCUUCAGACGCCCGUGUUUUCCAGCUGCUUUAGGAGGCAGGCAUUUUAAAGCAGGAAAACAAAUAUAAUAAAUAUACUGCAUCUUAUUAAGAUGUGUAAUUUUAUUCUGAGGAAACAUAAAUUAUGUUUUGUAUUAUAGGAAUUUAUGAGCCCACAUUAGGUUUUAUGAUUCAUUUGCCAGGUUUUUAAAUGUUUUCAAACACUGUUAACAGAACUUCGGCUACAAAUAAAAUGGUGUAAAUAAAGACCUUGCUAUCUCUAAAUUAUGGAUGUUAAAGAUUUGAAAUGUUUUGUACUUUGAUUAUUUUUAUUUCUUAUACUCUUUUCUUUUAUAUUGAUAUCUUGCCCACAUUUUAAAUAAAUGUACUUUUGAACUUAGAA
Canis lupus familiaris (dog) is the source of this 5185-nucleotide messenger RNA. RefSeq names its product PAX interacting protein 1 (gene PAXIP1). Gene Ontology annotation, biological process: positive regulation of transcription initiation by RNA polymerase II. The record is from RefSeq and is a predicted model, not a curated record. The transcript has 22 exons. Gene Ontology annotation, cellular component: nucleus. The coding region runs from base 1915 to 4743 and encodes 942 amino acids. NCBI's taxonomy places the organism in Eukaryota, Metazoa, Chordata, Mammalia, Carnivora, Canidae.